AUGGGCCAGAGGCAUAACAGACGCCGUACUCGCCGUUCAAACAACCGUAACGCUACACCUCACACUGUUCUCGCUCUACAUCCGAUAUUCCCCGUGGAAAUAAAACCAACCCUUCGGAAACCUCAGAAAAGCUUUUAUGCACUUGUGUUUACCGAUAUCUCUCCUGACUCAUGCAUUUCACGUGGAUCUCCGGCAGCCACCCUCGCCCCAUCAUGGCACUAUGGGUAUACAGCCUGGCAGACCCGUGAGCGCCCGUCGCGACUGGAACCAGGGCUGGAAGAAGCACAGUGCCGUCUGUUCGGCGGAGAGCCGGGCGACGAUGUGAGCCUCUGUUACCGGAUGCUUGAGUACUUCGGUGGACUCGACUACAUUGACUCAACGAGUGGCCUUGCCCUUGGAGAUUGA
This is a messenger RNA of Penicillium digitatum Pd1, 405 nucleotides long. RefSeq lists its product as uncharacterized. Lineage: Eukaryota; Fungi; Ascomycota; Eurotiomycetes; Eurotiales; Aspergillaceae. The record is from RefSeq and is a predicted model, not a curated record.